Esox lucius (northern pike) is the source of this 2201-nucleotide messenger RNA. RefSeq names its product transmembrane protein 271. The record is from RefSeq and is a predicted model, not a curated record. Bases 710 to 1507 code for a protein of 265 amino acids. Lineage: Eukaryota; Metazoa; Chordata; Actinopteri; Esociformes; Esocidae. The transcript has a single exon.
AGCACAAUGGAAGGCGCAAUACUGGAUCGCGACUAUGCUUGUUAAAACCGACACAGACUUAAAAAGCAUGGGGCUAUUUGUUUUCUUUUCCAAGCAAACUGAUCUGGUACCAAUUAUUCACCAGGCAGUUAUGACUUUAGCCGAAAGGAGUAAUGGGCUCGAAAGCGAACCGACAAUGUGUUCAUUUCUGAGCCGCAAGCCUAAGGGAUUCUGGAUUCGGAGCAACUUAAUAGCCGCCUUCUCCCCUCCCUCCUCCCGUCGCGAGGAGUUAUUCUGCGCUACCAGCGGCACUCCGCUGCCGCAUGCCGUUUAGCACUCACUGUGUGAUGGCAAUCACACAACGUGUGGAAGAACUACUGGGUUGAUUGGGUCUUCCUCCCAAAAUAAUUUGGAACCGCCUUUGGAGAUGUGGCUGCGUGCAUAACGGUGUGGAUGGGGGGUGAGCAGGGUCAUGAGGGUGAUCAUUACCUUUCAGUUGGAUUUUGGGGCUCGCUACCGCAGAAGGAAAGCGUUCUUCCCAUCAAUUAUUAAUCCGUCCCCGAAGCGGAGGGGAAGAGGGGGAGAUCACGCAGCUCCGGAGAUCCAGGUUUUGAACUGCAGUCACCGGUGUAUCAUGUCACAAACUGACAGUACUUCGAGACGGGCUGACGAGGAGGACAAAGGAGGAUGAAGGAGGGAGAGGGACCGGGAGAGGUAGAGGAGGAAUAUAAUGAAGUUGAGUGGGAAAGGACUGUGUACCAUCGUCUCCAGCACCCUUCUCUUCGUCUGCGCGGUGAGCGAAGUUGUUGUCGGGUUCAAAUGCAUCUCACUGGGCACCAAAGUAAAAGUGUAUUUUCACCUGUCGACCGCGGCUGGGGCUUUUUACUCGGGGAUACUGGUUGGACUCGGACAGGCGCUGCUGGGUUUUGCGCUACUUUGUUGCAAAGGGAAGCCCGGGUGUCGGAAUUUCUUUCUCCUGGGUAUUCUAGUGUUCUUGUUGGGAGUUCUCACCGCCUUCUCCGGAGCGGUGGUGGACGGGGACACGGUGUCUCUUGUGGAGCGCAAAUAUUCCCAUUAUUGCCUAGAUAUAGACUCUGUGGAAUUAACAGCUAUCUGCGAUCAACUGAAGGAUUAUCAGAGAAGUCUAGUCAUCUCGACCAUUCUUAGCACUUUGGAAUGCCUCCUCGGGCUUAUGAACUUGGUGAUCAUCAAAAGGUACAAAACAGCGCAGUUUCACAGACGCAGGCAAUCACUGAGGCAGAGCGCGGGGGCUAUCCUUUUCAGCGAGGAGCAGGACUUAAGCGUUUCCGAAUUCCAACCUGUUUCCUACAUUAACUUGGGGGUAUUUCAUGUGUUCGACGAGGCGGGUGUGGAAGUACAAUGCGGGGGGCACCCGUCUAUUGAGCUGCCGGGUUAUUCACCCACGGAUCCUGAGCUUAACCAUUCCUACCCUUUUUCUUACCCGCUCCCGAACGAGCAACCACCUGCGUAUGAAGACAUUUUCCCUGGAGAAGAAAGUAACAAAUAGCAACUCACUGAACACACAAAAAAAGUUGCAACAUGGGCUCUAAGUUCUGCAGUGACAAUCACUGUCUUUCCUGCUUCGGCCUAUUCCGUGCUUGGACACAAUCGUGAAGAGAUCCUAAACUGAACCGUUUUUCAUUUACAGGCAAAACAGCAUCGCCUUCUUCAGUUCAUGCUUAUUUUUCCUCAACAAAGGUAGCCGCCUCCUGGUCCAUUGGCAGUAUUAUGCAUCAUGCUGCUAAUGUACGAGCUCAUAGCCAUCCUUCAAAAUAGUCAAAAUGAAAUGGUAAUAAAGAAAUAAGCCAACAACAGAUCCAUAGACAAUAAUAUACCAUGCGAUUCCAGAUAUCAAAGCAGCAUUUGUGUUUUGAAUUCAAAUUGUAUCCACAUCAUGUGCCCACAUCUGCUGUUGUUAAAUUUUCCUUUAACAUAUGAAUAAACUUGUAUUUACUCUCACCUAAUGUUACCAGUUAUAUUAAAAAGCCAUAGCAAAUGGACCUGGAAGCAAUGCACCCAACAGGUCAAUUCGUAUCGUGCUUGACUAAGCAGGCUCACAAAGCCACAACUUUCUUUGAAAAUGUUUUUGUUUCCAUAUCAAACCGAUACAGUAGUGAUACAAAAGUUAAAUAUGCAUUCCUCUUCCACCUGUUUCACCUAGCUGUGCCAAAUGCGCUUGUUCUCAUUGUAAUAAAACCUAA